GGCGGGGGGCGCCCCCGGCCAGGGCGCGGCGGGCGGCCCCGUGUCCAGCCGGCCCCGCCAACUUGGGCUGCGGCUGGGGCCCGCGCCCUAAGGGGUUAAACCUUUCUCACGUUCCCGAGCGGCUUAUAAGGAGGGGGAGGCCGAGCCUCCGCCUUAUUGGGAGCCUUUUGGGGUUUAUUCUCCUCCCUUCUAACUUGAUUAAGAAUGGUCCAAACGAAAUCCUCGUCUUGCUGCAGAGCCAAUGUCUACACCCAAGUGCCUGACGGAGGAUGGGGCUGGGUCGUCGCGGUUUCUUUUUUCUUCAUUGAAAUCUUUACCUACGGCAUCAUCAAGUCCUUCGGCAUCUUCUUUAAUGACUUGAUGACCAGUUUCAGUGAAUCCAACAGCAGGGUCUCAUGGAUAGUGUCAAUUUGUGUGUUUGUCAUGACAUUCACAGCGCCCCUCUCCACGGUCCUGAGCGCGCGGUUCGGCCACCGGCUGGUGGUGAUGGUCGGAGGGCUGCUGGUCAGUGCGGGGAUGGUGGCCGCGUCCUUCUCGACCCAGGUCUACCACAUGUACCUCGCCAUCGGUCUCCUCUCUGGCCUGGGGUACUGCUUGGCCUUCCUCCCCACGGUCACCAUCCUGUCCCUCUACUUUGACAAGAAUCGGUCCAUGGUCACGGCGGUCGCCUCCACGGGAGAGUGCUUUGCCAUGUUCGCCUUCGCACCAGCCCUGACGGCGCUGAAGGAGCGCAUCGGCUGGCGGUACAGCCUCCUCCUGGUGGGCCUCCUGCAGCUCAACAUCGCCGUGUGCGGGGCCCUGUUGAGACCCAUCAUCGUCCGCGCGUCCCCCGCUGCCCCCGCCGCCGCCGCCUCCACCGCCGCCCCCGGCGCCCCGGAGCCGCGCCAGGAGGCGCAGUUCAUGAUGGACAACGAGAAGACGCGCACGUCCAUCGACUCCAUCGACUCGGGCGUGGAGCUGCCCACCUCCCCGCGGCACCUGCCCCCCGGCGCGCAGUCGGAGCUGGAGGCGCGGGGCGAGCUGCCCCCGGGGGGGCGGGGGGCCACCUCCGCCGCCUCCUCCUCCAGCGCCAGGGCCCCCCUCCUGGACUUCUCCAUCCUGCGCGAGAAGAGCUUCAUCUGCUACGCGCUGUUCGGCCUCUUCGCCACCCUGGGCUUCUUCGCGCCCUCCCUGUACAUCAUCCCCCUGGGCAUCAGCCUGGGCAUCCAGCCCGAGCGUGCCGCCUUCCUGCUCUCGGCCAUGGCCAUCGCCGAGGUCUUCGGGCGCAUCGGGAUGGGGCUGGUGCUGAACCGCGAGCCCAUGCGCAAGAUCUACAUCGAGCUGGUGUGCGUGGUCCUGGUCACCGUCUCGCUCUUCGCCUUCACCUUCGCCUCCGACUUCCCGGGCCUCAUGUGCUGCAGCGUCUUCUUCGGCUGCAUGGUGGGCACCGUGGCCGGCACCCACAUCCCGCUGCUGGCCGAGGACGACGUGGUGGGCAUCCAGAAGAUGUCUUCGGCCGCGGGGGUCUAUGUCUUCAUCCAGAGCAUCUCAGGGCUGGCCGGGCCGCCCCUGGCAGGGCUGCUGGUGGACCAGAGCAAGAUCUACAGCCGGGCCUUCUACUCCUGCGCGGGGGGCAUGGCCCUGGCGGCGCUGUGCCUGGCGCUGGUGAGACCCUGUAAGACGGGGCUGUGCCAGCGCCCCCACACUCAGGAGCCCAAGGCGGAGGGGCUGCACGGGAAGGACGUGCCCGAAGACUUUCUUGAAAUGGACCUUGGGAAAAAUGAGCCGAAAGUCCAGAAGAAAAGGGAGCACGUAUGACGCGCGCAGCGAUGGGCCUUAGGACAUCCGCCGCCCCCACGGGGAAGGCCAGGGAGGGGGGCCCCGGGGAACGGGGCGGGGGAGCCUCUGCUCCCCCCAGAAGCGACAGUUGAAAGGGAAUGUAUACGUGAUUGCCACUACCGCCGCCCUUCUACUUUGCUUUCUCCUAAGUUUGCUGUUUUUAUUUAUUUAUUUUUUUUUUGCCAAAACAAAACCCACCCCAAACGCUCCCAUCCUCCGUGCCCCUGGCCGCCAGCGGUAGCCACAGACGCGUGGAGAGGGGCUCAGGUGCACAGUUUUCAGAGUGACGUGGACGGGCAGAGCGGUUUUGAGAACCUUCACAUGUGAUAAACUCCUCUCGGCCCAAAUACCGUCGCGCCCAGUCACUGAUGUGAAAUUGAGGGGCGGGAGUGACGGUUUGGCUGGAAGCUGAAGGCGUUUGCCUUGCAGGAGGCCUCCCGGGUACCACAUGUGUGGCCUCCACGCCAGCAUCACCAGGGCUCACACCUCAGGAGCCGCUGAGCACCACUGGGUGUGUUCGAAAAACCAAAAAAAAGAAAGAAAGAAAGAAAUUGAUCGUCCCCAAAAAUAUUAAGUCAUCUUGAAAUGACUCAUAUUUAGAAAUAGGCAUACAUUGUUUAAAUGUCAUUGAAAAAUACAGAGAAGUUUCAACACACCCACCAGGACCUCAUAAAUUUCCCAAAGACCCCCGUGGAAUUGAAGUUCAGCUGAAGACAAAAACCUUUGGCUGAUGAUGACACAGCAACGGUCAAGUAUAUCCACAACUUGAAUUUCAUAAAUGUGAAGAUGACCACUCACUUUUCCCUUUCCUGUGGCCAGUCAUUUCCGGAAGUGUUUCCCAGUCAGACUCGCUAGAACGGCAUUCGAAACGAUCGUUCCUUUUGCUUUUAAUUAUUCAGAAGUCUGUGAUCGUAGUGUCUCUAAUUUAAAUGACUAUUUAUUAUUAAGUUAUUCUAAGAUGAUUAAAGCGAUCAAACGAAAAAUCGGAGGUUUCUGAGCAGCACCGGGACCUCUCUGUGCUCCCACAGCUGCCUGGAAGGAUCUUUUUUAACCUUGUUUAACUUCGCUGUUCUCCCAGAAGAAGAUCCCGUCCGAAAGGUCCCUCGGUGUGAUAAGACACGGACGGUCCCCUGAGCACUGCCAGGAGUGAUCCCUGAGCACCCAGCCAGGAGUAAGCCCUGAGCACCGCCAGGGGGAGGCCCAAAAAUGAGAGAAGGAGGGAGACCACUUAAUGCUUUUUUUUUUUGGAGAGGGAAGAAUAAGGAAUAGCAAACUGCCUUAGCUUUUCAGCAUCAUCCAUUUCUUCACCGGUCUCGGAGCCCUGUUUGAUUUCACCGACUUUGUUCAGUCUCUCGUAUUCGUUUCGACCUGGGGUAGAACAGCCUCACCCCCCACGAGCCACCCUUGCCACCGUCCGGCUUCUCCCGGAAGCCUGGAUUUCACCGAGUUGCCGGCUGUGUGUUCCCAGGUCAACCUUUUGUUGUCGGGGUGACAGGCCCCGAGCGUGUCUCCACCUGACCCCGGCCCGGAGGGGAGGCGGGUACAGCAUCACUCUCGCCGGGGCUGUUCCACCCAUCCUCAGCUCAUCUUUCCUCAUCCUUUAGGACAACUCAGGGGACAAUUCUUCACAAGCCUCGUUUGGUUCCAGGCGCAUCCAAGCUUGAACACUUCUCCGUGCUGAAACAAAAGGAGUUUCCUUCCUCACCGCCUGGAGAGUGUUUUCUCAGCCAUAGAAAUAGGACAAUCGGAAAAAAAAAAUUAAAAAAACAAAAAAGACUCGGGGGAGCGGGGAGGAAGUGACCAAGUGUCCGGCCAAAGCGCACCUCCCCUCCCCUGGGGAUGGAAGUGGCGGUCAGCAAGCCCUGUCACGGCUGGAGAAGGACUUGGGGCGGGUGGGGGGAGGCGGGGGACCACUUUGCAGACGUGACUUCAGCACUUUACAACUUUUUUUACUAUGAAUGUUCGAUACAAUUUAAUAUUUAUAACUGAUUUCUGAGAGAUCUGCUCUAAGUGCAUUCUGCUAACUGCAUGGGGGAGAACACGGGUGCUGACCCACCAAUCGAGUUUUUAGGUGUUUGGAGAAAAAUGAAAAUGGGAUUAUUGCUGAUUUCUUUCCGUAUUAGUGAUAUUCUGGUACUUCUUCUAGAUUUGCAAUAAAUGUAUGCCUUUCUUAUUUAAAAGAGA
Messenger RNA from Sorex araneus (European shrew), 4002 nucleotides. It is a transcript of the gene SLC16A6, whose product is annotated as solute carrier family 16 member 6. The transcript is spliced from 6 exons. NCBI's taxonomy places the organism in Eukaryota, Metazoa, Chordata, Mammalia, Eulipotyphla, Soricidae. The record is from RefSeq and is a predicted model, not a curated record. Gene Ontology annotation, biological process: monocarboxylic acid transport; transmembrane transport. The coding region runs from base 205 to 1797 and encodes 530 amino acids. Gene Ontology annotation, molecular function: monocarboxylic acid transmembrane transporter activity.